Molecule: messenger RNA, 942 nt
Organism: Phyllostomus hastatus (greater spear-nosed bat)
Lineage: Eukaryota; Metazoa; Chordata; Mammalia; Chiroptera; Phyllostomidae
Product: olfactory receptor 8B12
Biological process (GO): G protein-coupled receptor signaling pathway; sensory perception of smell
Cellular component (GO): membrane
Molecular function (GO): G protein-coupled receptor activity; odorant binding; olfactory receptor activity
Source: RefSeq, a predicted model, not a curated record
AGGAGGAUGGCUGCAGAUAACACCUCCUCUGUGACAGAGUUUAUCCUCGCAGGCUUAACAAACCAGCCAGGACUCCAGCUCCCCCUCUUCUUCCUGUUUCUGGGCUUCUACAUGGUCACUGUGCUGGGGAACCUGGGCUUGAUAACACUGAUUGGGCUGAACUCUCACCUGCACACCCCCAUGUACUUUUUCCUCUUCAACUUGUCCUUCAUUGACUUCAGUUACUCCUCUACCAUCAUCCCCAAAAUGCUGAUGAGUUUUGUCUCAAAGAAGAACAUCAUCUCCUACACAGGGUGUAUGACUCAGCUCUUUUUCUUCUGUUUCUUUGUCGUUUCUGAAUGCUUCAUCCUGUCAGCAAUGGCAUAUGACCGCUAUGUGGCCAUCUGUAAACCACUGUUGUACACGGUCACCAUGUCUCCUCAGGUGUGUCUAUUUCUUUUGCUGGGUGUCUAUGGGAUGGGGGUUUUGGCGGCUUUAGCUCAUACAGGUAAUAUACUGUUUCUGACCUUUUGUGCAGACAACCUUAUCAAUCAUUAUAUGUGUGACAUCCUUCCCCUCCUUGAACUCUCCUGCAAUAGCUCUUACAUGAAUAAUCUGGUGGUCUUUACUGUUGUGGGCUUUGGCAUUGGGGUGUCCAUUGUGACCAUUUUUCUCUCUUAUGGCUUCAUUCUUUCCAGCAUUUUCCACAUUAGUUCUACUGAGGGCAGAUCCAAAGCCUUUAGUACCUGCAGUUCUCACAUAAUUGCAGUUUGUCUCUUCUUUGGGUCAGGAACUUUUGCAUACCUUAAACCACCUUCUGCUGUACCCCUUGACCAGCGGAAAGUGUGUACUCUGUUCUAUACCAUUGUGGUGCCCAUGCUGAACCCACUAAUCUACAGCCUGAGGAACAAGGAUGUCAAAUUAGCCAUGAAGAAAACCUUGGGCAGAAUAACUUUCUCUUGA